Molecule: messenger RNA, 1155 nt
Organism: Opisthorchis viverrini
Lineage: Eukaryota; Metazoa; Platyhelminthes; Trematoda; Opisthorchiida; Opisthorchiidae
Exons: 7
Coding region: 1-1155 (384 amino acids)
Source: RefSeq, a predicted model, not a curated record
AUGGUCUACACGGCUGUAACACCCUUUCGAUGCCUAGCCGUCUGCCAUCGGAGGAAGUACGAGGGCUGGAAUAUUACCAGACUGCCCAAACCUAGACAGGAGAAGUCGAGAUGCAGAGGUCGGUUUCAAACCAUGGACCUUCCAUUCAAUAAAUCUGCGCUCCAACCACAGCCAUCUCACCAGUGUCAGAACACUGCUGGUUGUCCUGGAGCGAGAUGGCCCAAUUGGUUAGAGCGCGAGUUUACUGACCAGAAGGUUCAUGGCUUGAACCCGACCUCUGCCUCUCGACUUCCCCUGUCUAGGCUUUGGCAACCUGGCAGUAUCCCAGCCCUCGUGCAACCUUCGGGCGGCAUGGCAGUUAGGCACCGCAAGGGUGCUACAGCCGGACGAUUUUUUGGUUGUCUAGGGACUGCUAUACAACCCAUACUCACAGCACACUCACGGCCUAUGCAAGGUAUGUGUUCAGUCGGUUGGCCUCCAAGCUGGGGGGCGAGCUGGCUCAGUAGUUAUAGCGCGAAUUUACUGACCGGAGAGUCCGGAAGGACCCGACUUCCACCUCUCGACUUCCGCUGUCUAGGCUUGGGCAACCUGGUAGUAUCCCAGCCCUCAUGCUUCAUUCGGGUGGCAUGGCAGCUAAUCACUGAAAGGAUUACACAAACCUUUAGUACCCGCAGGGGGGCGAGCUGGCUCAGUAGUUAUAGCGCGAAUUUACUGACCGGAGAGUCCGGAAGGACCCGACCUCCACCUCUCGACUUCCGCUGUCUAGGCUUGGGCAACUUGGUAGUAUCCCAGCCCUCAUGCUUCAUUCGGGUGGCAUGGCAGCUAAUCACUGAAAGGAUUACACAAACCUUUAGUACCCGCAGGGGGGCGAGCUGGCUCAGUAGUUAUAGCGCGAAUUUACUGACCGGAGAGUCCGGAAGGACCCGACCUCCACCUCUCGACUUCCGCUGUCUAGGCUUGGGCAACUUGGUAGUAUCCCAGCCCUCAUGCUUCAUUCGGGUGGCAUGGCAACUAAUCACUGAAAGGUUGCUAGUUUCGAUCACCGGAAAACGGGAAACGGAACACACAACCAAACCUUGGAGAUCAAUUGUUAGUCUUCAACUAGUCCGCUGGGAUACCGGCAAGGGCCGGAGACCUAGACAGGAAGACGAGUAG